Molecule: messenger RNA, 22346 nt
Organism: Apis cerana (Asiatic honeybee)
Lineage: Eukaryota; Metazoa; Arthropoda; Insecta; Hymenoptera; Apidae
Gene: bru3
Product: CUGBP Elav-like family member bruno 3
Molecular function (GO): RNA binding
Source: RefSeq, a predicted model, not a curated record
UCAGCUAACCUCAGUGUGCGGAGAGCGACCGCAGUGUACACCAUCUCCACGUUUUGGCAAAGAAGAAGGCAGUUAUCGUUGCUGAGUGAACGAGUUUUGACCACGUCGUACCGAUCAGCUGGACAAUCAGUGUUAUUUAUCGCCCACCUCUUCCCUGCCUUCUCCGUUCCACGGAUUUCCAUUCGCCGGUGAACAGACUUGGCGAAUGAAACGCACAUACGUUGGGCAAACGUAGCAUUCGAUCGAGUGAUAAUUGGAACGCGCCGGAUACGAGUCCGCGAUUUUAUCCGUUGAUGGCAAGUUUUUCCUCUAUGGAGGUGGAAUUUCGUUCGUAACGCGUGAGUGACGAAUCGAACGGAUCACCUUGUUACACCUUGACAGGCAAGGUAACCAAUCUCCUUUCUUGAUGAAUACGACGACGUCGAAAAGAAGCACGGUCGGUAGCCACGCGGUUGACGCUCUCACCGCCGGUUGCAUCUCCGAACGGGUUGACACCUAGCACGAGGAGCGUCUGCUGCGCAGCUAGCGAGAGAAACGAUUCCGAAGCGACCAUCUUUCUUCGUAUGGUGAUACAGUGGUGUUAUUGUUAUUGUUGUUGUUAUCGAUAUUUGGUGAUACACGUGCCCCGGUGAUACACGAGUCAAACUGACUACACCUUAUGUUUACAUAAUUUCAAAUUGUCCUUUCGAAAGCGUGAAAACAAAGAGUCGUCUCCUUCCGCUUCUUUUCGAGUGUUCUUUUCCGCUGUGUUUUACGAUCGUGGUCGGAAGGCGCGCGUACCAAACGACGUACCGGCCUAGCGAGAUCGGCAAAACAGUUUCAGGUUUUUACGGAUUCGAUUUCGAAGGUGGAGUCGCGUGAUCGUCCGCGCGAGAUCGACGACACGUGGAUUCGGAUCCAAUUCUCGUUCCUAGCUCACGUGGUCGUCGAACUACUACCGGCGACGCUCUUAUAGUGGCGCUUCCGCGAUAUAACGUAUCACGGAUGUUCCUCUCGUUGAAACGAGUUUGCUCGUGAUCAAUUUGAAAAUUGUCGGGUUAUCUGUGUGCUCGUUGAAUUUUUAUCGAUGUUCCGUAUCGACGUUGCGACAACAUCGGACGUGAUCGAUGAGUGUUCGGCCGAGUGAAUAGGGAAAGAAAAGUAGAAAAAAAAAAAAAAAAAUAGAGACUCUCCGUCAAACGAUUCUUCCGUCCUGUUGUCGAGAAUCGAAACGCGUGUGUGUCACUUUCAUGUCGCGAAUAGAAGGAGAGGGAUGACGGUGCAUCAUCGUUGUGCUGCAGACACCGUCGAAGAGGAGGAAGAAGAUUCGUGAAUUACGUAAACGACGAUCAUCGGUGCUGGAACGAGACAUCAUUAAUAGUACGUCGUUUGCGAUUCUUCGUAGGAUUUUUCGGAUCCGCAAGCACGCGGAAUCAAGCAGGCAGCGUGGAGCGCUCGGCGAUCGUGUGGCCGCGCGCCGCGGACCUCUAUCUUUAUCAACCAGGCUGUGCAUUUCUCACCUACUAUAGUCGUGACAGCGCAAUCAGUGCCCAGAACGCUCUGCAUGAGAAGCGGACUUUACCAGGGGGUGUGACGGGCGACCGGCUGGCCGGGGGCGCCGCACACCUCCUCCAUCUCUUCUUCUUCUUGCCACGACCACAACACACAAUGUAACAACAACUACCACUACUACUAGAGUCGUCCGCGUGAACCACGUUCUCAAUGUACUCGAUGUGAUGAACCGUCCUAUUCAAGUCAAGCCGGCGGACAGUGAAAACCGCGGAGACAGAAAGCUGUUCGUGGGAAUGCUCAGCAAGCAACAAACAGAAGACGAUGUCAGACAGUUGUUCACUGCCUUUGGCACAAUAGAGGAGUGUACCAUCCUCCGAGGACCUGACGGCAGUAGCAGAGGCUGUGCAUUCGUAAAACUUUCAUCGCAUCAAGAAGCGCUAGCGGCGAUCAAUACCUUACACGGUAGCCAAACUAUGCCGGGUGCGUCAUCCAGCUUAGUGGUAAAGUUCGCAGAUACUGAGAAAGAGAGACAACUAAGACGCAUGCAGCAAAUGGCCGGGAACAUGAGCCUCCUUAACCCUUUCAACGUCUUCAAUCAGUUCGGCGCUUACGGCGCUUACGCUCAGCAGCAAGCAGCUCUGAUGGCUGCGGCAACAGCACAAGGGACGUAUAUCAAUCCAAUGGCGGCAUUGGCACACGUUGGCGCCGGGCAACUGCCGCACGCGUUGAACGGCAUGCCAAACCCUGUUGUUCCACCGACUUCCGGUUUGCUCGUAGGUACCGGUACAGGGCAGCCUGUUAACGGGGCGAUACCGUCGUUACCGUCGCCAACGAUGCCCAAUUUCAACAUGGCUGCACAAACACCGAAUGGUCAACCAGCAGGUUCGGAUCCUGGUGUCUACACCAACGGGAUACCGCAGACCUAUCCGGGACAUGCCCUCCAUCUGUCCAUUCCAGCACAAGGGCUGCCUAAUGGGGAGGCGGCACUCCAGCAUGCCGCCGCGUAUCCUGGAAUGCAACCCUACCCCGGUGUCGCUUAUCCCGCCGUCUACGGCCAGUUUCCUCAAGCUAUUCCUCAGCCGAUGACCGCUGUGGCACCCACGCAGAGGGAAGGAUGCUCUAUCUCAGGACCCGAAGGCUGCAACCUGUUCAUCUACCACCUGCCUCAAGAGUUUGGUGACGGUGAGCUCAUGCAGAUGUUCAUCCCCUUUGGCAACGUCAUAUCCUCCAAGGUUUUCAUCGAUCGUGCCACCAACCAGAGCAAAUGCUUCGGUUUCGUGUCGUUCGACAAUCCAGCGAGUGCGCAGACAGCAAUUCAAGCGAUGAAUGGCUUCCAGAUAGGGAUGAAGCGUUUAAAAGUCCAGUUAAAGAGGCCCAAGGACGCAAGCCGGCCAUACUAACCAAAGUCCUAGCUUAGAGAAACUGGACGAUACGCACCCUACAUCAUAACCCACAGAAUGUCGUACAAGAACACGGGCUUAUUGAACGCUCGACGAUCAGAAGUGAUGAGUUUGAAUCACCGUUACAACGCUCUCCACUAUAAUAACCUAGUAUACUAGUUAGAUAAAUUAAUUAGAGGAUAACAAUUAGAAGUCAGUAGAUUGACUUCGCCGGCAGCCACGCGGCGAGGACGAAGAGGCUGAUAACGCUAAUGAGAACACAUUGGAUGUCCAGCGCUGAACCCAGUCCGAGAGAAAGGCGAAAAGAAAAGAAAGGGAAAGAAAGAAAGGGGUGGGGGGGGAAGAAACGCGAGAGUAGGAUUCACGCUUCGAACAAAACGAACGCUCUCGGAUGCUCGGAUACGAUUAAUCCUUUUACUAAACAAAAGAAAAAACAAAAAAAAAAAAAAAAAGAACGGAACACGCGUCGAUCUUUCUCAUCCUCUUCUUUCUAUUUUCCUACAUCUUAUUAUAUUUUAUACAUAUUUUUCCGUUCUUCACUCUCGAUCCCUACUGCCAAAGUGAGAACCCGUAUCGGAAUAACGGAGCAAAAAGAAAAAAAAAAAAAUCUUUCGAUACGCGUUUCUUCUCGACGACGACGACUUCGACAACCGUCGAAUCGUCGUCGUCGUCGUCGUCCUAACGUAACGAGUUUUAUCAUCCGAUCAUCCGGGACAAGUAGAAAUUAAACGGGAGCCUUUAAGAGCCUCUCGACCAGGUUUUAUCGUUCCGACGACACGCUAACUCUUAAAUAGUUUGAUAAAUCACGUGAUGGGAAAAACGUUCAAGUGCGGGCGACUUUCCAGGUAAACGGUAAACCAAAGAAGAUAUGAGAAGAAGAAGAAGAAGAAGUAGAAGAGGAAGAAGAAGAAGAAGAAGAAAAGAAAAAAAAUAAAACUCUUAGUUCCUGACGAAGCGGCAUGGCGAUUGUAGCCGACCGACUGUUUAAAAAAAAAAAAAAAAGUUAACUAUUACCGCGAUUCGACCCAUAGAAUACGAAAGAAAGUACCUAUUCAGAGAUUCUCUCUAGGGAAAACACGAGUCCAGUGUGUAUCGGUUGAAUUCGUUGUAUCGCCUUUUUUAGAGAAGAGGACACAAACUUUGCCAAUUUUUUUAUUUCCAACAACCAACCAAAGAUACAACAAAACCGUCGAAUAUCCGGAUUUAGGAUUUUUCGGUUUUUCGUCGAACAAAGUGAUCAUCGCGUUAAUAUUAUCGCGGAUAGGAAGGUCGUUAGGAUCGUUUCUUACGAUACUUAGUGGUGUUCCGUGGAAAGGACCGACGCGGUCUCUCCUAACGCAAAUUUGUCAAUCACGUAUACAGGGUGCUCGUCUCACGCAACGUCUUUAAAAAAAAGAAAACGAAAACGAAAACGAAAAAAAAAAGAAAAAAAAGAAAAAAAAAAGAAUUUCUAAAAUGAAAACUACUACUACUAAUACUACUACUACUAUUACUACUAUUACUAUUACCCACACACACACACACAUACAUACACAUACACGCGCGCAUUUACAAUACACAUCGUACACACUCGUACAUGUACACACACAGAUUAACACGCAUACACGUAUAUAUAUAUAUUAACCGAUACGAGAAUCAUGGAAUCAGUGCCGACCCCAAAACUCGCGGGUUCUUCUUAUCGGUUCUUCUUAUGUUUAUAAGAAUUCGUCGCAUACGCCGUAGGUUUUAUAUAUAUACACGUGAGAGAAUUUCAAGGGAUCGUUAGUGCCGUGUCAAAGAGUGUGUCAUUUCGAAGUCCGGUCGUCCGCGCCACGGCGCUCGUUUAAUCACCCAUCAACCGUCGAAUAUUUAUUACAAUUACUACCCCCCCUUGAUUCAUCAUCCUUAUUAUUAUCGAUCGUUAAGUACGAUUUUAUCGUUAAGCGAGAAAGAAAAAGGAAGGGGAAAAAUUUCCGGCCGAAACUUACGUAUAUCACCCAUCGGGGAUUCCUUUUGUAAGGAGGGAUCGUUCGAUCGCUAACUCGAAUUCACACAGAUCCGGGAUUCCUGUCGUUGUCCAUUCUCACGGCUCGAUCAUUCGAAAAAAUGACGAAAUCGUUUUGUCGUUUGACCGACGCAUCGCCCGAGAAAUGUCAACCAGGCUGUGAUUAUCCAAACGAAAGAAAAAAAAAGAAAAAGAAGGAGUAACCAAAAGGGGGUUGAAAGAAAGAGAAAUCGUUUCUACCCGUACGACGUAGAGGAGAGAUAGGGGAGAAGGAAAUAGUAUAGAAUCGUUUAAACAGAAUUGAACUUAGGCUUUCGAAGAGCUUUAUACUUUAAUUUUUAUUCUACCUAGUCUGUGUCUAGUCAUUUUUAUACAUAUAUAUAUAUACUUUGCAUUAGAAUUCGAUUAUAUUAUUUCGUUCCGAUAUAAGAUAUUUAUUUAAUAUUCGCGUGAAACCAAAACCAAAGUGACUAUUUAAAACUUAGGAUAAACUAUUUUAUAUUAUCUUUCGAAGGUCUCGAAGGAACUCGAGAUCAAGUGCAAUUUCAUUUUUCUAGACUAAUUCGUUUAUUUUAUUCUAUUCUAUUCUAUUCUAUUUUACUUUUUUUGUUUACUUUACCAAAGUACGUUGUUCCUGAGAAAUCGUCACGAUCGAACGUAGCGUCUUGCGUAAUUCGUAAUUUAUUUCCUGUAUACAAUGAAUACGUAUUCAUCGUCAAGAUCUGUUCGCGAGACGCUUGUGGUUGUGUUUAUGAACUUAUCCUAUUGUUCCUCGUUUGUUUUCGUUAAGAGUUAGAGUAGCUUGUUAUCAUCGCGAUUCGUUUAAUCUCGUUUCAAGAGACAACGAUGACAGUUAGAGAAAUUUUUUUCGUUUUUUUUCUUUGAAUAGGAUUCAUCCGCAAAGGGAGACACGCGACACGUACUUAAGUUGUUACACGAGUUAUCAUAGAAUUUGUGCCUACCCUGAUGUGAAAUGGCAACGGACGGUACACAUUGUGAAUAUUUUUUUAAGCACGAAAAUAAAUAAAACAUUUGGACAUUUAACGAGCGAUGCCCGGUCGAAUUAAGAAGAAAAAAGAAAAAAAAAAAGAGUUUCGCGCUUCAUUCAUACGAUUCAGAACGAAAAUGGAGGAUAAGAGGUGGAAAAGAGAGGGUGAACAGAACGAAAAAAUGCGCAAAGUACGUUAGAGAGAGAGAGAGGAAACUAGUGCAGGCGAGCGAUGGAACGGAGAAGAAAACUCUGAUCUAGCGAAAAAUAAUCAACCAAAGUACCAACAACUAUUCUAUAUAUAAAUAUAUAAAUAUGAAUUAUCGAAGAAGGAGUAUAUAUAUAUAUAUAUAUAUAAAUAUAAAUAUUAUAAAUAUGAAAUAUAAAUGAAAUGAAUAUAUAUAUAUAUAUACAUAUUGACCGAAGAAGGUAAAACUAGAAACUUAGUAAAUUAUUAUAUAGUUUAGCUAAAUCAACAUGGAGUAAAUUAUUAUUUCGAAGGACAGGGAAUGGGAGGACCGGCUCUAGUCUGGCGCAAUUUAUGACACGACUAAAAGCUAUCUCAAAUUUAUACGCUAUUUAAAUAAAUAUAACAAAUGCUACAAGAAAAAAAAAUAUAUAUAUAUACAUAUAUAAAUACAUAUAUAAAUGUAUAAACGAAUAUACGAAUAUACACGUAUAUGCACAUUGUACGGACGUAUAUAUUUAUUUAUAUAUUUAUAUAUAAUAUACGUAUAAAUAAUGUAUUUAUAGUUUAUAGGGGCAGGCAACGCCCUUCUCUUUACUUUUCCACCUGUUCGUACGAUACGUUGCCUGUUGCGUACACACUUGGCACACAAAACGAAUGAAUCAUUGCAAGAGACACUUAUUCACUUGCUAACUUCACUUAUACAUACGUACAUACAUACACGCAACCGCAAGAUAUAAUUAAUGUAAAAAGAAAAAACUAUCGUGGUACAUACGUGUACGUGGUUCACGUGUACGUGAACGUGGUGGCGCGUACAAGUAAUUACUCGCGAGACUAAGAGAAGAAAAAUUAAGGAAAUAAAAGGAGGGGCGCGCUAUAAAUUUCUCCCCUCCGAUGGAAAGCCCAAACGACUUGCUAGUUAUUGAUGAAAUAUUAUUAUACCUAUAUAUAUAUAUAUAUAUAUUUAAAAAAAACCAAUUAAUGAAUAACAGUAAUAGUAAUAUUAAUAAUACAAAAAUAACAACAAUAAUAAUAGUGACAACAAUACUUUGUAAGACGUAUACAUAAUUUAUACUACGCGAUAAACGUGUAUAUAUAUAUACACGUAUAUAUACAUAUAUAUAUACACGUGUAUAUAUAUAUACACAUACACGUAUAUAUAUUCUUGUCAGUUUAGGAAUGCUGAAAAUUCGUCUAGAAGCAUAUAUAUAUAAAUAUAUAUUUUCUAUAUAUACACGCAUAUAAUAUAUAUGUAUGUAUAUAUGUAUAGACUGAUGUAUCGAGGGAGCGGGCGUAUAGAUUCGCUGAAAUAACGCCAUCGAAAAAAAAAGAAGAGGAAAAAAAAAGAGAAAAGAAAAGAGAGAGAAAUCUUUGCCGAGACGUGGACCGAAAGAGAUGGAAGAAACGCGAAUGAACGAGACGAAGGAAACGUUACGCUCGAGAUCUGGUCCUUCCUUCGACUUCGGGGCUAAAACGCUGAAACCGAAGAGGAGAAAUGGCGUGUAACAGAGAGAUACGGCUGAUCACAAAUCAAAUUUGCUAAACAAACUAUCCGAAAUAUGUGUUCAAUGAAGGCAAAUGGUAAAUAUGUAAGAGAAGGAAACGCACGAAUUAACGCGACCGUAUGUUUGCCAAUCCGAGGUCCAAUCACAGACCAGUAAGAGCAAUCGCGAUCUGAACGCCCUCUGAGCACGGCGUUGAUCGAAUCACGAGCGUAAACAUAAUUAGGAGACGCGUGCAUCAACAGCGCGCGUCUGUCUUCAUUCGCUCGAUGGGUUGACACGCGAGACGGAGAGAGACAGAGAUAGAGAGAGAUAGAAAGGCCUGCGGGCCGUGCCAGUCUGCAGACGAACGUUUCAUUUCUCAUUGCAUUGUGCGCGGCAUCUCCCGGUACGCGUCCGGCAAAGACGAUUAGGGGACAAGCUGAGCGGAUUAGACCUCGUAGCUAGAUACGAGUUUCCUAUUCUCGCGGCAGAUCGGUCCAGUCGAUCUCUCCGCUCAAAUCGAAUCAACGCAUUCCAUUUUCGAGAUAGUACACUGGCUAUUAGUGUCGUCGCUAUUAGUAGUACGCGUAUACCACGGACACGAGGCCCCUAUUAUUCGUUCGUUUCUCGUUUGGAGUAUUAUUAACAUCGACGAGCAUCCGUUUCGUGUUAUUAAGUUCUCGAAAUAUGAAAAUUUAUCGAAUUUCAGUCGUUCUUUUCCGUUGGACAGUUCGCGAUGUCCUCGCCUUUUCACUUCUCCUUCUCCUCGAUUCGGUUUACUUUAUUAAUGAUUGCUAAUCGGAUUUACAAUCGCGUAUAAUAAGCGUUCAAACGGGUCAAAGGUAUUAUUUUUAGUUCCAAGUGAGACAAUAUGGUUUGAGUUUAUACACGUAGUACGAUGCAACGUAGUAGAGGAAGAACAUUGGGACAUUAGAACCGCCAAAGUGAUCGAGAAUAGAGACACGCGCACACAUACACACCAUACAUAUACACACAUACUACACAUACACCAGACACAAAGCGUAGAUUCAUGCGCAUGCGCGCCAACACGACACACAAAGGAAGAGAUAUACAGGAAAGGGAAAGACACGUUUAGUAAGUAAAAAAGAAGAAAGAGGAAGAAAAGAAAGAAAAAGAAAAAGCUUGUACGGCAAGUACCAAUUGAUAAUAUCACUACGAUCUAAGCUUUUUAAUGUUUAAACGGUACAUAAAAUAGUGAAUAUCAAGGUACUCAACCUACCCUAAUAAAAAAAAAAAAGAAAAUACCAUAAUAAUAGCUAUAAAUUCAUAUAAAUAUUAAUGUACACAUAUACAUAUAAAUGUAUAUAUACGAAGGUAAACGAAAAUUGUAAACAAAACCGAAAACAAAUACAACUAUUUUAUCCAACAAAGUUUUUGCUACAACCGAAGUAGUAUGCAUCUUGCUAUGGAAUAAAUAUGAGACUUAAGAAAGAAGUAAGAAAGAGAGAGAGAGAAAGAGAGAGAGUGUGUGUGCGCGUAUGGAUGAAUGUACGAAAGAGAGAGAAAGAGAGAGAGAGAGAAUAUUCUUAGCUGUAAGAAAAAGAAGAAAAUAACGAUAAUAGUUAAUCUGUGAGGAUCAGCUUCGAAUUUAUUUUUACAAUGACGUGAUGUAACGCUGAGACGAAUUCGCUGCUCGCUAAUUAACGUUCCGAAUUCUACUCGGGAAAAAAAUUCAAGCGUCCUGACGACGCACUCGGGUAUCGAAUUUUGUACCGAAUCUCAGUUCGACGCCGGAAUCUCUAAGAAUUCUCUUUUUAAAUAAAUAAGUAAAUAAAUAGAAAGAAAAAAGAAAAGAAUAUUCUCGAGUCGCCUAGUCCGUCGCUGAAAUUUUUCUAAAAAUAUAAAAUCGAUACUCGUGGUCGUCGUUGUCCAAUAGCAUCGUCAGCCAUAAAAAUUCCACGGAAAGCUCUUCGAGGAACGAGGGAAGCGAAACGAAGGAAGAGAGAUGGGUCGGGUAUUGUCUACUCUUUCCAACUGGUGGGGGAAUUUCUUGGAAUUUUUACGGUUACAGCCAAACGGGGACACGAAUAUAUUCGAUAGGAAAACGGAAACGGAAAUAUAUCCUUCAUUCUCGAAUAUAUAUAUACACACACUCACACACACAUAUAUAUAUAUAUAAAUAUAUAUACAUACCAAACUUUAACCAAAUAAAUAACGAUUCCAAACAACACCACAUUAUACUAAACAUUUACUAGAAUUUACCAUCACCAAAUUUACUCGCACAACAAAGAUGAACAACACAGCUAAAAUUAUCAAACCCUCUCGACACUGCUAUACCGCGUUCAUCGAUCCGAAAUUUUACGUGGAAAAUUACAAUUGGAUUCAAGUCACGCGCGCCGCGACCUGAUAUCCGGUAGCCGUGGUGUCGGUGAUACUAGGAAACAGGGUAUGUUUUUGCAAUUAUUUGCAUAACUUGUAAACUAGCAACAAAAUAAAAAAUAACACACGACGAUUCACGUUCGAUUACUUGCACACGCGCGAUACAUAUACACACGCACACACGUACACGCAGAGAGAAAGGCAGAGAGAGAGAGAGAGAGAGAGAGAGAAUCCAUAGCUACCCGCUUACGUACACCGUUAAAAAGCACACUCGACGCAUGUUAUCACGUGAACAGCAGGUAUGGUCGCCAUACGCAUUCGAUAUGUACGUAAAAUUCACGCGAGCUACGAUAUACGACACGUUGUAUAACACGAGAGGCGAGCGGGGCUAAGCAUUCACUUAAUCGUAUUAUCUUUAACACGUAUGAAUAUUAAAUUAGAUAGAUCUCGUCGUAGGCUUUAUAAGCGCGAUUUAUUCAACACUCGACAAUUUGUGGACAGGAUUUUUCAUGAUCAUCAUCGUCGUUAUUUUUGAUGCGAUUAUUGUGCACUGCCACUCUCUGCUCCUUUUAUCUAUUAUUAUUUAUUCGAUUAGGGCAAUUUCUUAAUAUCGAAAAUAUAUGCAAGGGACGUAUAACGGUAACGAUUGUUUUCAUUAAGUUACGUUGAAUCGCGUUCAAUUCCCGCACAAAAGGAUAACUUUUUUUCUCGAGGAUAAAAAUAUAUCGUUUUCUCGAAAUGGAUAACAAGAGAGAGGAGCAGCGGCACGCGAAACAUCAAAAUCAUCGAAGAAGCGUCAGGCGAGUCACAAGCUCGUUCUUCCUUUCCUUUUCUGUACACCACCUCGGUUUCUUUGCAUCAAGUCCACCCGAUUAAUAAGACGAGUUAUUAAUAAGAUUGCUUUCUCGAAAAAAGGAUAAACAUUCUCAUGCGCGCGCGCGUACGCCAGAUUAAGAAGUGGAGCAAAUUAGUGAAUUAGUUGAGAAUUGUACUUAAAAAAAAAAAAUAGAUUCGCAGUUACUUAAUGAUAAAUCGAAGAAGAAGAAGAAGAAUUAAAAGAAAAAAAGAAAAAAAGAAAAAAAAAAGGAACAUUUAAUUAAAUAAAAAAGUAAAAAAUCGGCGUUAUUUCAGACAAGUUCAAGCCGACCGAUGUCAAUUCCUUCAGGUACGCUUAUGCGUUAUCGCGAGAACAAUGCGAAGAAAACAAAUAAAAUUCGGUUUUUUCUAAACGUACCAAAUCGAUGUCUUUUCAUUGCGACUGUAUUAAUGUUUAGGAUCGGACACAUCGAUUGUUGUAGUCGUUGGUCAUCCAAAAUUACUUAGGACAUUUGUUCGAGCGUUGUAGGUACAGAGAAUUAAAAAGAAAAAAAAAAAAAAGUAAAGAGAAAGAAAAGAAGAAAAAAAAAGAAAAAAGGGGGGAAAAAGAAGAGAGAAAAAAAAAUAUAUAUAUAUAUAAACGAAAUACAAAUCACACGUGUGUAAUCUUGUAUAUUUACCCGGCCACAUUUCGAUCGACUAUCCGGGACCAAUCAUACUUUCUGACACGAAACAACAAGCGUUUCCUAGUUCUGCCGUUCGGUAUGCAAGAGUAAAAUUUUCUUAGGCGAAUACAAAGAGGACAAAAAGAAAGAAAGAAAGAAAGAAAGAAAGAAAGAAAGAAAGAAAAAGAAAAAAAAGAAAACUUAUUUAGAUAGCGCAAAGAAAAAUAUAUAUAUAUAUAUCGCGACGAGGGAUAUAAAUUUCGCAAUUUCUUCAGUUCCAUACUUUUUUUUUUUACAUCCGGAGAUAUAAUUUCACGAUACCCGUCUUGGACCAACGACGUACGGAAUCAAGGAAGCGUGCAGAAGAAGAAUAAGGCUUUUUGCCGUGCGGAUGGGAUAUAUCUGUCUGGAGAGAACACACGCGAAGAAACUCGCAAUGAUCCACAUUUACCGAGCUUAAAAAAACAGUCGCCGAGUCUUUCUUUCUCGAUCGUGCGCGAUCAGAAGCAACGCAAAGAGUCUUCUUCCUCCUGUGCGAAACGACGGAAUUAAAGAUGCAGAAAAUCUGGAACGUUUGAUCAGGCAAUCGCCCUUUUCCCUUCGAUCAUAUCUCAACGAUUUACGUGUACCUAUGUACCAUUGAUCAUCAAGUUGGGAAUAAACGGGGUUGUAGAAAUGUAGGCAUCUUCAAGAACGAGUGGAUCUUCCCUUUAAUGUCGUUGUACAGUUGGCUUUUGAUCGUCGAGAAAUUCUGUUGUUCGUUCUUCUGCGAAUUCCGGUUUGGCGAGUGUGUUCUCGAGGUUACAAGAUCGGGGAGAGUAGAAACAAAAAUGUGCGUCUCGGUCUACUGCUCGGGAAAAGUUGAAAAAAAAAAAAAAAAGAAAAAAAAAAUAACGCUCUUGUACACAUCACUGUAGACGUGUAGACGUUGAGGAACGCGCGAUCGAUGUUGAUUGACGAGUUGAUGAUUUCGUUUCGAGACAUCAAAAUGUCUUUCUUUUCUUUCGUUCAAGGGACUCGAUGUGUCGAUAUUCGAGACCAACCGCGAUCGGAACGUCGUGUCACACACACAGUAUAUAUACAUAUAUAUAUAUACCUUGCAGAUGUAAGGGUGAAAAGAGGAAUUAAAUAAUAAUAAUAAUAAUAAUAAUAAUAAUAAUAAAAAUAACAGAAAGAUAAUUAAAUAAUCGACAAACAGUGUGUUGUACACACGAAUCAUUAGGACGAAAAAAAAUUCGGCACGUUACGAAUCGUCGAUUCGUGACGUCGGUUGAGUCGGUGAUCGUGUUGUGAGAGAGAGCGAGAGCGAGAGCGAGCGAGAGUGAGAGAGAGAGAGAGAGAGAAAUCAAAUCAAAAGAUCAGUCUUUUCUUUCCGUUCCUCGCGCGGGCAAUUUAGCAUCGACAGAGAGGAGUAUCGUUGAAAGAAAAUCAUGAUGGGAAGGGGGGGGAAAUGGGAAGAUCGGCCACGAACGAUUUUCCGAACGAAUUUUCGGACACCACGACAUCUUCCUUAGGAAAUUCGGGGUGGCCGUGGAAAUUUUCUUUUCGCCGGACGCUCGCCGCGAACGAUCGAGGGAAAUCGAGCGAUCGGAAACGGUGUGGCCGGGCAAAGAUUCGCGGGCCGACAACACCCGACUGAUGCGACAACGACGUAUAUCGAAUGGCUGCACGUCACGAAUCGACCCUUAGGGAGUCGCUUACAAAUGAAUUGAAUUUUAGAAAGUAAUUAGACCACCAAUUAGCGGAAAUAUAGAACGGGGUAGAGGAGCGUGGCACGAUCGGUUGCCGCGAGGGGCGCGUGGAAGAUUUAGGAAAAAAGAAAAAUAAAAAAAAAAAAAAAAAAGGGAAAAAAAAAAGACGCGGACAACAAGAGCGAGAUCCGAGGUGCGCGUAUACGGGGCACACGCGUGCACCACGUGUCGGUAGGUGAUCGCGGGUGAUUAUUAUGUAGUAGUGUGUGCAAAAGGAAAGGGUCGCGUGUGCGCGUGUACGAGCGACGAGUCUCGCGCGAACGUUUAAAAAAUUAGAGAAGUUUGAUCGAAGAUGAAAAAUUUGCAUAUAGCAUAGUUUUAUAUAGCGUGCCAUCUAUGCGUAUAAGCGAAAUGAUGAUAUGCAUAAACAAUUACUAACUGGUUAUCGCUAACACGUAAGGUUAUAAACAAAAAAAAAAAAUAAUAAGUAUAUAAUAAAAAGUAUACACUAUAAUCACUUAUACCAGGGGAGGAGGCUGGGGAGAGACACACGUGGAGAAAAAUGCACUCUGUAUAGUGCCGUGGUAUGGUGGAAAGAUAUAAAUAUUAUAUAUCGCGCGCGUAAUAAUGAUUGAAUUUAGGAAAUAAAUAAAUAAACACGUUGAGAUGGGUCGAGUGACAGGUGAUCGUGAGAAAGGGUGGGAGAGAAAGGAAGAGAAAGAGCGAAAAAGAAAAAAAAAAAAGAACACUAAAAAGUUAUUAACAGACAGAACAUAUUUUAAAUAAUUAAUCGCCAAACGAUAAGUUUUUAACUCUAACUCCUAGGGCGUAAGAUCGAAAUAAUAUAUAUAUAUAUAUACGAAAUAAAAAAAAAUAUAUUAUAUAAAUAUAUAUAUAUAUAUAUAUAUAUAUAUAUACACACAUAUAUAUAUAUAUAUACACAUACGCGUAUAUAAUGAUUGAAAGUCGACUCUAAAAUUAAAUGUAAACAGAAAGCAUACUUCUUAUAAGAAGCCACGCGCGGGUUAGUUACCGAGACAUUUAACUUGGAAUUACGAUGGAUCUCAACAAGCAUGAAAAACAAAUUUUCAGGGCAACAGUGAAACUUUCGAGUCACUUUUUGUGAUGGUGCUCGAUCCUUUGCCUCGAUUUUUACGACACGAUCCGGAUAUUAGUCUCGUCAUCGUUUUUGAAAAAGCUUCUCCUAUUUUUCGCUUUUACCUUUUAUCGUAUUGGACACCUGUUGUGGUCGUAUCAUUCAUAUGCAUCGAUAAUCGAGACGCUAUCGAUCACAGCGUUCGCGACACGCAGUUUCGCGAAUUUUUCGAGAUUCGAGCAAUCGUGUUUUUCUUUUUUUUUUUUUUUGAUAGAAUAUAGGGGCAUAAUAUAAUUAUCGCAAAUCGAGGACACUUUGAUGUUUCUAGUGACAUUUUAAUACAUUUCGUAUCGCGCCAUUUUCAUAAGAUAUAUAUAUAUAUGUAUGGAUUUAUAUUUAUUUUUAUUUAUUGAUUUUAAUUAAAAAUCAAAAAAAGGUAGUUUAGAAUAGGAUAUCACGUGACGAGGUAAUUUUUAUUCGUUUAUAUUUUCCAAUUAUCAAUUCAUUUUUCCAUUUUCAAGUUUUUUGAAUUGGAAUGAUACAAUCGAUGAAAUAAUUGUUCAAAUGCAUACGAAAUGUGUUGGGAAAAAUGGAAAAGUAGUAAAGUAGUCCUUGUUCCAACCUUUACGAGAUACAAUAUUGUGCCAACGAUGAAUCUUCCAAAUCAAUUUUCACUUUUAACCGAAAUCGAAUAUUACAAGCGUGACAAUAUUAGAAAUAUUAGAGAGAAUUUUUGUCAAUAAGUAAGAACGAGGUGUGUCAAGAAAUUAUAAGGCGAGAAUUAAUUUUUUUCGUUUCGAAUCAAUUAUAAAAACGAAAUGUUUAAAAAUAAUAUUCUUCAGAUACAUUUACAAACGACUGAAAUGACUUGGAAAUUGUUGAAAUUGUACGAGGCUUUUCGUUAAUUUUCCAACUUUAAAUGUUAACACUCCUAUUCUAAAUUUUAAUAUGAAAACCAGUUUUAUUGCUUGAAUAAAAUUCGUUCAAUUGUUGACGGAAAAUGAAAUUAUCGCGAAUCAUUAUUACUUACGGAAGCAAGAAAAUUAAAUCUCCUUAUUUCCUUAGCACACUUCGUAUUAAUAAAUAUAUCUUCUCAAUAAUAGCAUUAUCUCUAUAAAUCUUUUUCCUUUCAACUAAAAGAUAAUACAUCUCCUUUAGAUUUUUUUAAAAUUUAAAAAAAUUUUUUUUUACUUCUUUUUUCACGUGAAUUUAAUAGAAGAGGAAAGUUGAUGGGGGAGUGGCUCGAUUCUGACAAAUUAUAAUGUGCCCCUUCGGCGCCUGCUCAGAAUGCAACAGUUGGCUAACAAGUGGCUCUUUCGCACGAAACGAUAGCGAAUCGCGUUCAAAUCACCGGACGAAAUAAAUUCUCAAAGCGUACUUGGGGCAUCGACUCGCGUUUGAAUCUCGCAGUAACUGUUUUUCGUCGUUGAAAAAGCUUUCUCUUCGAUAAAAAUUUCAUCCACGAACGAAUAACGAAACUUUUAUUUUGAAAAACGAUAAAAUUCUUUGGACGAAGUAUAGUGUGUAUAUAUGUAAAAAUAGAUAAAUUUUGUACUGUAAAUUAUUUGAUCGAAUACUUUUAAGAAAGAUUUCGGUUUAAAAACAAGUUGGACGAGUUUUCCAUUUUAUAUUCAUGGAUAGAGAUCCAUUUUGUUUUACAUCAAAUAUUUUACUACCUUAAAAUUACCUUCUUUCUAUGUCAUUUUGAGUUAAUCGAAGCUAUAAAAAAAAGAGCGGAAAACAAAAGAAAUAUCAUAAAGAAAACUAUUUGAAAAAUUCUGUUGGCGGAAAACGAGUAAAUUUCACUUUCGAAAACGAAACCACCGAACGAGGGAUUGAGACGCGUUGAAUAUUAUCGUUGCAGACGUUUGUUCAAUGUUUUUUAAAUGGAUAAACGACAGUUGCCAGAGAUACGUGUAAAAUAGUUAAGAGAGUUAGCAACUGCCUAAGGAAAGGAGAGAAUAGUCACGCCCAGAACGUACCGUCCAGAAAAAAAAAAUAUAGAAUUUCGUUACGUGUUUGCCUGAUAGUUUUUUAAUGGCUGCAAAGAUGAAAAAGAAGAAGAAAAAAGAAGAAGAAGAAGAAGAAGAAGAAGAAGAAGAAGAUGAAGGAAAGAAGAAUAAUCGAACGUGAUUAGAGCGCGCAGCGAUCUUUGUAUUAAUUAUUAUAGAUCGAUUUCACUAGCUUCUUUCUCAAAAAUAUCGUGGCAGGUUUAAGAACGAAACGACGUAUACAAGGGUACCGUAUAUCGAGCAGCUGUCGUUCGUUGGUCGAAUGAUAAAACAGUUCUACGUACCACGAAGGUGUGCAACUAAUUUUGAGACUGACUUAUACAACUCGCUCGCAGAGAUCUCGAUUACCGUACAAUUAGAACUUGCAGAGUUUUUGCGUCUACUUAUUAGUUAGUUAGAAACCGUAGGGAGGAAACAACUUUGAACAAGUUUCUAGUCAAGAUCGAAUUUUAAAAGUUCUUCUCCUCGACAAUAUUGUCGAUCUAUCAUCGAUGAUAUUAAAAUAUAUCCAAAAUUGAAGUUUAAGUUGAUAAGUAAAUACGACAAAUACAGUCUUUGACCAUCGAAUUAUAUUCCAUCAUCCCAUUGAAAUAUUAUAUAUAUAUUUGUUUAUUAUCUUACUUUUAUUAGAUAUAAAUCAUUCUCAAAGUAAAGUAAUUUCAAAUGUUUAUCCUUACAUCAAACAAAUAUUUUCGAAUAAAAAUUUCCAAAUCAAUUUUUUUCAUUGGAAAAGUAAGAACAAAGUGAUCUAUUGAAUUGCUUCCUCUAACAACAACAAAUUAUCCCAAUUCGAUGGUCACAGACUGUGAAAUGAAAUUUCAAGCAUACGUAACGAAUUAAUUUCAUCCGAUGAUAGGCUUUCGAUUCGUUUCGAGAUAAGAGAGAGAGAGAAAUAGGUAUUUACCAAUCGUUUCACCUCGAUUCAUUCGCUUUUAGCGCUUUUGAGAAAAACGUUUCUACACUACCGGCGUAGAUCGGAAACGCGCGCGCGAACGAACGAGAGAUACACGACUGCGAGAAUUAUAUAUUCCGAUGUAUCGAGCAGAUAUCCGAUCGGCGAUGUCAGGCAUCACGUUUCACUCGCUCUUCUCGGGUUAAGGUUUCGCUUUUUUUCCGACCGCUGGAUCAUUUUGAAGGCGACAUUUGACUGCAAUCCCGUGCUCGAGGCUAAAAAGAAAAAAAAAAUGUAGAAUUUUUUAACUGUAUUUACGACUAUAACCUAACCUGUAUAUUUUUACAUAUUAAAUAUAGGGAACGAAUUUGAGGGUUGACGCGGGGAGGUGCGAAGGAGGAUCCAGUAAAAAUACACGCUGAACAAAAAAAGAAAAAAAAAAAAAAUAAAAAAUAAUAAUAAUAAUAAUAAUACGGAAAAGACACACAAACACACACACACACACGUACGCGUACACAUAUAUACAAAAAUAAACAGGAAGGAACACGUUUGAGAACACAAGUUGAGAGAUACACGUGUAAGUACUUACGCUACUUUCAUUACGCGUACAGGUGGAUCAAAAGGAAAAGAAAAUAAAUCGAAUACACGCAGGUAUACACACGUAAACACACACACACACAUUUGUACACACUUACACGUUCACACGCGCGCACGCACGCACGCAAAAUGGAAAAUAUCCUCUUGCCUUCAGAGAGAAGGGGUAUAAUAUUAUACAGAUCGUAAAAAAGAAAGAAAAAAAAAAAAAAAAAAAGAAAAAAAAAAGGGUGAAAUCAGUUUUAUUGUUGAUUUCGGGGUGACAUACAAUAAACAAAAAUUUUAUAAUCGGCGGCCCUGGCCGUUCUUUCGCAUCCGGGGCCCAAAAACGUUGCGUAGUAUAAUCAAACACCGAUAUACAAUGCAAGAGUUUUUCUCCUCCGGCCGUAUCGCGCGGACCUCGAGGUCUUCGGGAUCGCCCCAAGUAGGAUUACAAAAAUUCUCUUUCACCCGCGCAAGUGGUGGAAAAAAAUCUUAAUGGUCCAGAAUGGUACUUGGCGAUUCCGAAAAUUCGUCGACGUCCGCCUGGGCCCGAAUGGGAAUUUGUAUAUAAAAGGAAAGAAAAGAAAAAAAAAGAAAUAAUUACAACAUGGCACAGGGUGUGCGAUAUGUAUGCUGGUGCACACAGUAAUGUCCUACAUAGCGAAGUACUAAUUAUAUAGUGCAUGGAAAUAAUAAAGAAAAGAGAAGAGAAAAAAGAGAUAAGAAAACGUUCGCUGCACGUGUGGGACGUCUCUUGGAAAACGCCCUCUCCUCUUUUUUCCCCUUGACGACGAAUCUCGCCCUCGAUGCCCGCUAUAAUAAUUCUCACUUAGAAACCGCUGUAUAUUAAUCAAAUUUUUCGAAAGUAAAAAGUAACCAAGUUUAAACCGCUUUUCACUUUUUUUUUCUUUUUCUUUUUCUUUAAUCGUCAUUUUUUCUUUCUUCUGGUACAUCGCAUCUCGAGAACGAAACUUCUUGCGAACGUCAGACGCAUCUGGACGUACAUGCUUCCUUCCUCGUGGAUUUUUUCCAUGAGAAGAGAGAUUGUAAAGUAAAGAAAAUAUUUCUCUGUUAUAAUCGUUACAACAAAACGUAAAAACUAGAUAUCGAAAAACUUUCAUUCUAUAUAUAUAUCCUCUGACGUUUACGAAGAGAAAUUUUGUCCUUGAGUGAAAAUCUCUGUUUGAAAUUUCACGAUUUAAAUUCGAAUUGUUUGAACAACUGUGAUUCUUUGCGAUUUCGAUCAUACCUCGAAUAAGAAUAAUACUAAUUCACGCCGAUUAUAGAAAUAUCGCGAUCAAAAUUAGAAACAAUUGUUGCGUUGAACCGAGGAAAUUGAAUCAGUUAAUUCCCGAGUUAAUCGUGAAUCGAUUGAGAGAAAUAAUAAAAUCUUGCGCCAACUAUUUAUUAUUAUUAUAAGUGCGACAGUAUUAAUCCUUGCUAACCGUAACAAUGAUAAAAGUGAACUUAUCAAUUUCAUCGUACGAUAAUUCUAUCGUUAUAUCUAUCAUAAUAUAUUGAUUACGAUUAAUAUUAUUAUCCUCGACAUUACAACAUUGUCAUCACUAUUCUUAUUAUUAUUCUUAUCGUAUGAUCGCUAUUAUUAAUGAUUACAGACGAAGAGAAAUUAUUAUUAUUAUAUUUGACGAAGGAACGGAUAUAAUUGUACGCGAGUGAGUGAAAUGUGCGUAUAUUGGAAUAAAAGGGGAAGAGUUAAUAAUCAUUGGAUCAGCCGGCGAGGCCAAAAAAUAAAGAAAAAGAAAAAGAAAAAAAAAAAAGAAACGAAAAGUGGCAAACGGGGGAAUCGAAGCGACGUAUAUAAGAAAUAAUUUAUAAUGGUAAUAAGAUAAGAGGAGGAGGAGUGUUUUAGCAUAUCAACGCGACAAAUUUUACGAAGGCAUGCGCGGAACAAUGAUAGGACACGCCGUUGUAGAAAUAUUUCGAUAAUGUAUAAUGUAUAAUUUAGAGAUGAAAAAAAAUUAAAACGGGAGAGGGUUGACACGGCUUGCCGAGGCUUCGAAGACAAAACACGGCGCACGGUGGAAUAUACGAGAUGUACGUAUUGUUUCGCGACAAAGUCAUAUUUCUUCUCUGACACGAUUCGACGAUUUAAACGAUUUUCCUUUUCCCUCGAGAGAGAAAGAGAGAGAUAGAGAAGACGUACGUCUGGUGUAACGCUAUUAUUAUAAUACGGUGAUAUAUAAUGUAAUGUAACGCGAAGAAAGGAUGGUUAACGCGAGUAAUUCUCGUCGUAGUUGUAAAUAGUAGUAACGGCUUUCUAAAUUGUCUUCGUAGCCGUGGCGGGUUGUCGGUAAAAUUUUAAAGAAAAAAAAAAUAAAAAAAAAAAAAGGAAAAAGGAAAAAAAACUGAGAAAAAUGGGGACGACGGUCGUGGUGUUACGAAAUGUUAAUUAUUUCACGGCAGGAGAAGUGUGUAAAGUCGGUGUAAAAUAAAGUUAUAUCGAAUCGCGAUGCGAUUUGGUGUUAAUCGUUAUCGCAUCCCGCCUCGAGAACUCGUUGCAGUUCGGCCGUUUCUACCGGCGAAAAAAAAAUAGAAUUGUUAUUGUAAAAGUCUAUGAGAAAUGUACGAAAGGAAGAAGAAGAAAAAGAUGAGAAAGAGGGCGAGAAAUGGGCGAAAUAUGAGGAAGGAGGGGAAGGAAGAGGGGCGGCGGCUGAUUAAUAAGGGAUGAUCGAAGAACACGAAAUCGGUGGAACUUGGGAGAACAGCGUGAACGGAAGAUACGUCAGUUUGGAUUAUUAUUUUCAUAAGGAACGUGUAAUAUAAAUAUGUAAUGUAUAUCGAUAUGACAAAUUAACGGCAUCAUCGCGAUUAUGAUCACGACGGUGAUGAUGGUUAACAUUAUUAUUGCUAUUAUUAUGGUUAUCGAUUAUGAUUAUUAUGGGAUGAUGAUGAUGAUGAUGAUGAUGAUGAUAAUGAUGAUGAUGAUGAUGAUGAUGAUAAUGAUGAUGAUAAUGAUGAUGAUGAUGAUGAUGAUGAUAAUGAUGAUGAUGAUGAUGAUGAUGAUGAUGAUGAUAAUGAUGAUGAUGAUGAUGAUGAUGAUGAUGAUGAUGAUGAUGAUGAUGAUGAUGAUAAUGAUGAUUAUUAUUAUUAUAACAAGAAAAAAAAACUAAUACAAUUAUAUAAAAUAAAAAAAAUAAUUAUACUUAACACUUAUGUUAGGAAGCUAGAUACAUACAUUCAAGCAAGCGAGAACAAAUAAUAAUAAUAAUAAUAAUAAUAAUAAUAAUAAUAAUAAUAAUAAUAAUAAUAAUAAUAAUAAUAAUAAUAAUAAUAUUAAAAAAACAAAAAAUAAUAAUGAAAUUUCACACACACAUACCGACACAAAAAUCUGGGUGACAUGUAUUAACGUCGUACAUUUAUAUAUCAAAGACUAGAACACGGUGACGUGUGCGAGAAGUAGAAAGGGAGAGAGUGUAUGGGGAAACGAGCGAGAGGGAGAGAGAGAAUGAGAGAGAGAGAAUUUUUUAGCGCACUUCGAGGGAACCUACGUUUCGUCGAGGAUCGUGGAUGAAAUAGUUUUGCGUGUCGUUGAUAAAAGUUCCUUUUUUUCUUUCGUUCCUCGGCAUGCAAAACUUUAACGUAACGCUUUUUCAUUUGCAAACGGUUACUUUUGCCACGAGCCACGAAUUCUCACAUUUCGUUUCGCAGGAAGGACGCUCUUCAAAUUUCCUCGAUCAGCGAAUCGAAUGCGAUCGACGCGAGCAUUCGAUGGAAAGAGAAAAAGAAAUAAGAAUAAUCAAUCGCGGUGAAACAACAGUGUCACGAAUCGAUUAAACGAACCAAGGUUCCUCGACGUUCGCAUUUACUCGCGCCACAAACGUGUUCCUGUAUUCGUCGAAUAUAAUUCUUUUCUUGUUCUUUCUUGGUUAAAUUCUCUUCGUUUCUUUCUUGCGUUGAAUUACGAGAAAAAAAAGAAAGAAAGAAAGAAAGAAAGAAAGAAAGAAAGAAAGAAAGAAACUACGCCGAGCCGAAAAGUUCUGUGUACGACGUACCUUAUCCCACUUGAAGCUCGCAUACAGACUACAUAAUUAGCUAUAAAGGACAUGGCCAUUAGCAGAGAAAAUGUACCAUUCAGAUAGUUUAUCAUUAAAGAAACGGUAAUCAUUAUAGCUAUAUUAACGACAUUAUUUAUAUUAUUACGCAUAUUAUAAAAAUAAUUGAUAACAGAUACUAAUCCUAGGGUGAAGUAUUUCGAGAGAAAGAAAAUUUUGAGAAAAAUAAUAACGCGACCACAGAUGGCGCGAAGGCGGCGGUGCGCCAUUUCGAGCGAAAUGGGGUAACUGGCAAAAGUGAACAAAGGAAAAAAAUGAAUAAUCCGCCAAUUACUUUAACUUCGACAGUACUAUUAUUUGUAUAUGCCGAACGAUUAUGCCGUUUUCAGCGCAACAUAUUUUGGCGAUACUCUUUGGUGGUAUAAACUCACGGUGAUCAAUGUUUUAGGGGGAAGAAUGAAGGGUUGAUGGAAAAAAAUGUGGAUUAAAGGGUGGGAAAGAAUCGAAAAUAAACAAACGAACAAAAUAAAAAAAGCAGAAGUUUCUAUACUUUUUACGGAGAUUGUUAUAGAUUAAGCGCACACUGAUCAAGGCAUUCGUCGCUCGGCAAAGCAUAAUACAAUUAUUAAUAUAAAAUUUAUAACAGAAAUAAAAUAAAUGAAGUUAAUAAAUAUGUACACUGUAUAAUAAACAUUAUUUCCUAUUAAUAAA